Messenger RNA from Ostertagia ostertagi, 309 nucleotides. The record is from the annotation of a GenBank genome assembly. NCBI's taxonomy places the organism in Eukaryota, Metazoa, Nematoda, Chromadorea, Rhabditida, Trichostrongylidae.
AUGAUGGUCCUCUACCUUGGCACGGAACCUGGGGUCAGCCUUGGGAGAGGGACUGGAACGGCGGCCUUCCAGGUGGAUGGCCCAAAUGGAGGACAAAUUGGUGGACUCGGUGGAUGGCCAAUGGGAGGAGAAAAUGACAGACAUUUCCCCGGUGGAUGGCCUAGGAGAGGACAAAACGGUGGACCUUCCGGUGGAUGGCCGAUGGGAGAAGAAGACCAAAGUGGUUCAUUUGGUCCAUGGCAGAAGAGGCGCUUCGGUGGAUUCCAUCCAAAUGGCCCGGAAGAGUUCGGACCACGUCCAAGAUUCUGA